CGCUCUAGGCCAUAUCGAGGCAGACGACACAGCAAUAUGGCUUCCACCGGUGUAAUCAGUGGCAUCCUUUUCUUCAUUUACUUUUGCUGUUGUAAAGCGAGUUUGACUCCUGUUCCUCUUCUAAUUUGGUCGAGUAAAAGUGUGGAAGUUGAGGACGAUAUCGUUGCUGGUCGAACCUUUAGCUAUGAAGAUAUUCAAACGAAAUAUCUUGACAAACUGAAGAGUCAAUCAAAAACAAUUUGUGUUUUUGUACAAGAUAAAUUGAGUGUCGAUGAUUUUGCCACAAAUUCAGCGGAACGUUUCAAACAUCUAAAGAAGAUUCUCUAUAAAUCACCUACAUCUAUAGUCCUACCCUCAGUAGCAUUGAAGAACGAUUUGGACUACGGAGACAACAAGCUUGCUCGUUAUAUGCGAAGAAAUAUUCCUGGAAACGUUGAAUUAAUUUCUCAAAAUGAACUUGACAAUUUUCCCGAAAGAAUUAAAUCAAUGAAAUCUGACGAACCAACUCUUUUUGUCGUUCACCUUCCUAACAGUAAGAACGGUCCAUUGCGAAAUCUUGAGUUGAGCGAUCAGAUGAUUGGUAAAGUUUCCGACAUUCUUUCGCAUCAUUACGAUGAUUACAUUGCUUUACUUACGGCAGAUAAACCACGUGAUGAUAUUCAAAGUGCAAUGGAUGAUGCACGCGUCUUAUCAGUCUCGCCUUCAAGACAACGUCGUUCCCUUAAUGAUGGUUUUGGUGAUGAUAAAUCUUGUAAUCGGCAUGGAGUAUUUGUUGCCAACAACUCAUUCAUGUUCUAUUUUAAAGAUAUUGUAUUGUUUAAUAAAACACAAGGGCGAAAUGAUUCCUUUCGGCCUAAUGUAAAUAUAAACAUAACGGGCAAUCAGAUCCAAGACUUUCGACAUGAUUCGUACUUGAUUACUGUAUUCCCACUGGAGAAUGUUUUCGCUAACGGAAGCAAGAUUAAGCUUAAUAUGACGUUUAAGAAUGCUGGAUAUCGUUGGUACUGUGUGGGUAUAGGUGUGAAUGGUGUGAUGGGGGGUGAAAGUUUUCAUGAGUAUUAUAACUGUCAAGAUAAAAUUGAUGCUCCAAUUGACAAGUCGUUCUCCUGCCAAGUGAAUGUAGACUUUUGCAAGUUUGACAGCAAUAAGAAAAAAACUUGUUUAGAGUUCGUUGAUGUACAGAUUCAACCGUUUGGUGUACGCAAUCAAAGAUUUGCAAACUCUAUUAAUUGUGUUGGAUUUUUUACUCCACCUAUUUGGAUGGGUUUGAUUACUGUUGGUGUACUUAUCGCUAUUUUAUAUGGUGGUAUGUUGGCAUUACUCAGCAUCAGGUCCCUCGACCGAUUUGAUAAUCCAAAAGAUCCUGCAAUUGUCAUCAAUAGCGAGUGACGUAUAGAUAAUUUAAUCUGUAGUGAAUUCUUUUUAUGUGGUUUGUUUUGUGUUUUGUCUACUUUAUCCCAAAGCAUUGUUACAUAAAAUGGUUCUAUUUAUCCUUUAUUAAUAAUACAUGAUUUCUUAUAUUGAGUUAAA
Xenia sp. Carnegie-2017 is the source of this 1530-nucleotide messenger RNA. RefSeq names its product V-type proton ATPase subunit S1-like. The transcript has 10 exons. Gene Ontology annotation, cellular component: proton-transporting V-type ATPase complex. The coding region runs from base 37 to 1389 and encodes 450 amino acids. NCBI's taxonomy places the organism in Eukaryota, Metazoa, Cnidaria, Anthozoa, Malacalcyonacea, Xeniidae. The record is from RefSeq and is a predicted model, not a curated record.